Messenger RNA from Gorilla gorilla gorilla (western lowland gorilla), 2640 nucleotides. Its product is annotated as immunoglobulin superfamily member 3-like. NCBI's taxonomy places the organism in Eukaryota, Metazoa, Chordata, Mammalia, Primates, Hominidae. The transcript has 9 exons. The record is from RefSeq and is a predicted model, not a curated record. Bases 1 to 2640 code for a protein of 879 amino acids. Gene Ontology annotation, cellular component: membrane.
AUGUUGCGUGUGUUUCUCUCCCUCGUAGGUGUGGUGUCAGCACAGCGGCAGGUCACCGUUCAGGAAGGACCCUUGUACCGCACGGAGGGCUCCCACAUCACUAUCUGGUGCAAUGUGAGUGGCUACCAGGGACCUUCUGAGCAGAAUUUCCAGUGGUCCAUUUACCUGCCUUCGUCGCCAGAGCGAGAGGUGCAGAUCGUCAGCACCAUGGACUCUUCCUUCCCCUAUGCCAUCUACACCCAGCGCAUCCGCGAAGGGAAGAUCUUCAUAGAAAGAGUCCAGGGGAACCCAACCCUAUUGCACAUCACAGAUCUUCAGGCCCGGGAUGCCGGAGAAUAUGAAUGCCACACACCCAGCACCGAUAAGCAAUACUUUGGGAUUUACAGUGCAAAGAUGAACCUAGUGGUGAUCCCAGACUCCCUGCAGACCACUGCCAUGCCCCAGACUCUGCACAGAGUGGAGCAGGACCCACUGGAGCUCACUUGUGAGGUGGCCUCGGAGACCGUUCAGCACAGCCACCUGUCUGUGGCCUGGCUCUGGCAGAAAGUUGGCGAGAAGCCCGUGGAGGUCAUCUCCCUGAGCCGAGAUUUCAUGCUUCACUCCGGCAGCGAAUAUGCCCAGAGGCAGAGCCUGGGGGAGGUGCUGCUGGACAAGCUGGGGAGGACCACCUUCCACCUCACCAUCUUCCACCUGCAGCCUUCUGACCAGGGCGAGUUCUACUGCGAGGCCGCCGAGUGGAUCCAGGAUCCGGAUGGGUCAUGGUAUGCUAUGACCCGAAAGCGUUCCGAGGGAGCCGUGGUCAACGUCCAGCCAACUGAAACAGAGAAGUUUCUCUGGCUGGAAACAGAGAAGCGGCUGCACACGGUGGGCGAGCCGGUGGAGUUCAGAUGUAUCCUGGAGGCUCAGAAUGUUCCCGACCGUUACUUUGCUGUCUCCUGGGCCUUCAACAGCUCGCUCAUCGCCACCAUAGGCCCUAACGCUGUGCCUGUCCUCAACAGCGAAUUUGCUCACCGGGAAGCCAGGGGACAGCUUAACGUGGCCAAAGAGAGCGACAGCGUCUUUGUGCUGAAGAUCUACCACCUCCGCCAGGAAGAUAGAGGGAAAUACAACUGCUGGGUGACUGAGCGAGAGAAAACCGUGACGGGGGAAUUCAUUGAUAAGGAGAGCAAGCGUCCCAAGAACAUCCCCAUCAUAGUCCUCCCCCUCGAGAGCAGCAUCUCCGUGGAGGUGGCCAGAAAUGCCAGCGUCAUCCUUGAGGGCAAGGACCUGCGCUUCUCCUGCAGCGUCCGCAUGGCAGGCAGGCUGCAGGGUCGCUUCUCUGUCAUCUGGCAGCUUGUGGACAGGCAGAACCGCCGCAGCAAUAUCAUGUGGCUAGACCGGGAUGGCACCGUGCAGCCAGGCUCGUCCUACUGGGAGCGCAGCAGCUUUGGGAGCGUCCAGAUGGAGCAGGUGCAGCCCAACUCAUUCAGCCUGGGCAUCUUCAACAGCAGGAAGGAGGACAAGGGCCAGUAUGAAUGCCAUGUGACUGAAUGGGUGCGGGUGGUGGAUGGCGAGUGGCAGAUUGUUGGGGAGCGCCGGGCCAGCACUCCCAUCUCCAUCAUAGCUCUUGAAAUGGGCUUCGCAGUCACAGCCAUCUCCCGGGCACCGGGGGUGACCUACAGCGACUCCUUUGACUUGCAGUGUAUCAUCAAACCCCACUACCCUGCCCAGGUCCCCGUGUCAGUGACAUGGUGGUUCCAGCCGGUGGGCACGGUGGAGUUCCAUGACUUGGUGACCUUCACCCGGGACGGAGGGGUCCAGUGGGGGAACAGGUCCUCCAGCUUCCAAACCCGAACUGCCACCGAGAAGGCUGAGCCCAGCAACAACGUCCGCCUAAGCAUCAGCCGAGCCAGUGACACGGAAGCAGGCAAGUACCAGUGUGUGGCAGAGCUGUGGCGGAAGAACUACAACAACACCUGGACACAACUGGCAGAGAGGACCUCCAGCCUGCUGGUGAUCAGGCUGCUGCAGCCAGUGACAAAGCUGCAGGUGAGCAAAUCGAAGAGGACCCUCACCCUGGUGGAAAACAAGCCCAUUCAGCUGAACUGCUCAGUCAAGUCUCAGACCAGCCAGAACUCCCACUUUGCGGUGCUCUGGUACGUCCACAAGCCCUCAGAUGCCAACGGCAAGCUUAUCCUGAAGACUACCCACAACUCCGCCUUCGAAUACGGUACUUACGCGGAGGAGGAGGGCCUGAGAGCCAGGCUCCAGUUUGAGAGGCAUGUGUCGGGGGGCCUGUUCAGCCUCACCUUCCAGAGAGCCAAGGUCAGCGACAGCGGCAGCUACUACUGCCACUUGGAGGAGUGGCUGCUGAGCCCCAACUACGCCUGGUACAAGCUGGCAGAGGAGGUUUCUGGGCGCACAGAAGUCACUGUGAAACAGCCAGCGGGUGCAGCCCAGAACUGUCUUCUGAGGAAGAGGUGCUCUCCUGGGCCCCCACUGUCCCCAGGCCUCAGCAGCAAGGCAAGUGAGGUGCUGCCGUCAUCCAGGCUGGACAGUUCAGUGAUUUGCCUGAGGCCCCACAGCAGGAGAACGAGAAGGCUGCCUGAUCAGAGAGUCUCUGAAGAAGAUCCUGUGGCUGCAGGCUUCAGCAGAGUGUGA